Molecule: messenger RNA, 2523 nt
Organism: Megachile rotundata (alfalfa leafcutting bee)
Lineage: Eukaryota; Metazoa; Arthropoda; Insecta; Hymenoptera; Megachilidae
Source: RefSeq, a predicted model, not a curated record
GGAAAUAAGAGAAACGGGAGACGUUAAACUGACUCCCGUUGAGCGCGCAGCCCGGCGUACACGCAUACCUAGGUACGAGAUGAAAGAAAUCGUGGCGGCGCUGCUGGUCGCAGCCGUGGGUGCAGCAGUGAGCCAGGAGUACGGAGGAAGACAUGCCUUGUUCGUCAGAGCACCGUCUGCAGCCGCGCACUCGAGAGUCCAGCGAGCUGCUCCGGUGUCGGCCGCAGACCUGAUGGCGCAAAAUAUCCUACACUGGAUUCAGGGCAUCUAUCGGCAGGGCGCACGUAAAAUUCGUCAGCAAUCGGAUCCUCCUGGAUACCUACCGCCGUACAGCACCCAAAGACCACCGGAAAGGCCUCGACCUUUUCAGCCGCCCUCGACUGGCCAGCAGCCAAGCUACUCGUCUCCGGCUCAAAACGAGGUGACCAAUAAUUAUCCGUAUCAGAGGCCAUCGACGGGUUUCUCUCAGCCGAAUGUCGCUCUGCCGUCCGGUCAAUCGUCCACCUUACAACCUCCUCCGUUCUCGACUCAAAGAUCCACCUAUCUUCCGCCGAACGGUCAAUCACCCUACGGUCCGUCCUCUUACGAGCCUCGUCCGACUCCGACACCCUCCUACACGAACACCGGUUCCUCGGCUUUCCCGCCGUACGGUUCGACUCCUCGACCAGCGUCCACCGCGCAGCCUUCUCAGCCUGGAUAUUCCGCUUCCAACGGCUUCGGUUACUCGAGUUCGAGUUUCGCCAGUGCCAGUGCUAACGCCAAUGCCGGUAAAUUCUCUACGCCGAGCGGAUUCUCCUCCACUUAUGGCUAUUCGACUCAGAGACCGAGCACCGGGUACAUUCCGCCCGUGACUACUUCGGCCCACGGGUUCACCACUAAUGGGUAUCCAACCACGAAACCCAGCGUUCCGUUUCCGACCCCUGGAACCGGAGACGACUCGUACGAUCAGAGCAGUGGAGCUGCUUAUCCCACUGCUGCACCCGACGAGACUUCCAGCGGCAGUGGCGGCACAACUGGCCAAGGUUCUAGCUCUUCCGGAACGGUAACCGGCACUGGAGCCGAGGACGACGACGAGUUAAAACACCCUCCUCAUAUUCACGCUCUCGACGUUCAGUGCAGCAAAACCAUGAUGACCAUCAAUAUCGAGUUCAACCGCGUCUUCGACGGAGUGAUUUACUCCAAGGGAUAUUACGCGAACCCGGAGUGUAGGUAUGUUGCGCAAAAUUCCGGGCAAACCAAGUACACGUUCACGGUAAGCCUGGAUUCCUGUGGUACACAAUUCAUCAACGAUUUCGCGGGUGAAGCUGGACAAGCGUAUCUGGAAAACGUGUUGGUCCUGCAGAAUGAACCAGGCAUACAGGAAGUGUGGGACACGGUGCGAACAGUGCGCUGCUUGUGGGAAGGGAACAUCAACAAAGCGUUGUCGGUGAACUUUUCCGUAGAUAUGUUGAAUCAAGAAAUAGUGACGUUUAGCGGUGACACGGCGGUCGCUAGGUUGGACAUCCAAGUAGGAAGAGGUCCGUUCGCGCCUGCCGCGAAUGGUCUGGUCAAGAUCGGAGAGACCAUGACCCUGGUGGUCUCCGUCGAAGGAGAUCCUGCCUUCGAUCUUCAGGUGCGCGAUUGCCUCGCUCGAGACGAAAGUUCCACGAACACGAUACAACUGACGGACGAACGAGGGUGCAUAUUGAAACCCAAAUUGUUCGGUUCGUUCCAAAAGACGAACGACACCGGGAAUACGGGUGCGUCAAUUAUCGCUUACGCGUACUUCCAAGCCUUCAAGUUUCCAGACGUGAUGGAUCUGUUCAUCGAAUGCAACGUGGAAUUAUGUAAGACCGACUGCGAACCGUGCCCCGAAUUAAAUCAGCAAAUUGAACCGGGUAGGCGGCGGCGAUCGAUAAGUUACGCCCCAUCAAACACUUCGUCCCUGCCGCUCUCCGAACCGGUGCGAGUUGCUCGUGGCUUUAGGGUGGUCAUGGAAGACGAUCUGAGCAAAGCUAGCAAUCAAGUCUUAGAGAAGCUCGAGGAAACCGCUGUCGAGGAGAUCGUAAGAACCACGAUGAACGUUUGCAUGACAUACAGCGGAUUUUAUACUGCGAUAUUUUUCCUACUGAGCACCAUCUUUGUCGCUACGAUAAGCGCGGUUACGCUAUACAUUAAGUUGCAACGAGUUUACAGAUCGAAAUCCGUUUACUCGUAGAAAUCUUGGGUAAUUUGUUGCCGUCGCUAUUUUGAGUCUCAAUAACGAGCGAUAAACGAGCGUCAGGAUGACUAGCUACAUUGAUGACGGUCGGUCAUAAAAAAUCGGACGAAAUUUCAUUCUCCGAUAUGAACCAAAUUCUGCAAAUAAGCUCAUUUUUGCGGAAGAUCUGUGAAAAUGAUUUUUGACUCGAAAGAAAAUUUUUUGCCAUUCUUAUAUCAUUCCCUGUUUCAUCGACGCACAGUACAGUGUGUGAAUUAUUUUGAACACGUAAUCUGCAUCUUCGAACUCACAAAAUAUAUUACAAACAAUAUAAAGUCAAUAUU